AUGUCAGACGUAGUAAAAGCUGGUUCGGAAAUGAUGCCUUCUCUUAAGAUGGCUGGAGCGUUGACUGUGCGAGCACUGGAUACUUUGCCGUUACCGCUACUCGUGGUAGUGUUCUUAGCAUGUUUGGCACUACUCCAAUGGCCGAUCGCACCCACUCCAUCACUCUUACCUACAUUCACUCCUCCCACCCUCGAAAAAGACAGAUUAUCCCCUCUACCAAUGAUCGAAAACAAACCUCUAUUCGCUUUCACACCCUUAACACCGCUCACUGCUCAUCUCCAAAUAUAUGCCCCAACUGCUACCGCUUCUCCGACACCCUCUUCCAACCCUAUGAAACAGAGCGGCAGGAAUGUCAGGAGGGGCAGUAAACAGUUGUUAUUACGGGAAUGGAGAUUGAACUUGGGUGUAGUAGAAGAAGAUGAAGGUGAAUCGAAUACGAUAAUGAAUGUCAAUCCCAUACAGGUAGUUUAG
Molecule: messenger RNA, 471 nt
Organism: Kwoniella botswanensis
Lineage: Eukaryota; Fungi; Basidiomycota; Tremellomycetes; Tremellales; Cryptococcaceae
Exons: 3
Coding region: 1-471 (156 amino acids)
Source: RefSeq, a predicted model, not a curated record